ACGUGAAUAUUUUCAAACCUAUGCCGCUGGCUCUCGUUCUCGGGACAGCAUGAGAUGCUUAGCAUUGACCUAAUGUGCUUGGUAUGUGCAUCAGCACUUUUAUCCUACACUCAUCCCUCUCAACAUGUUGAACAGGGCACAAAUGAUGACCGUAGAGCCUCAUACGGCAACAGUCUCUUGUCUUGUGCGUGUGAAACCAUAUUGCGACAAUCUAGGGUUCCAGCAAAUACAAGUUCUUUAUUGUUCUCCUCGCCUGCUCUAAUGGCAGAUUCCAUGAAGAGUGUCCUGUCGCUACUCCAGAAUAUCCAAUCGCAGACUUCCGCAUCAAGGAGUCAGUGUUGUUGCCUGACUAUACACGUCAACUAUAGCACAUCAUCAGCACGACCAAUGUCCUUGUUGAAACCAGACGUAUACGUCUAUGUUCGAACCUAGCGCUUACGAGCAUGAGUCCAUUCGAGGGAAUAUAUCCUGAUAAUAUCUUCGUUGCAAUCCGGAGUUUGUGAUAUGCGAAGUUAGCCUGGAACCCAUGUUUUCCUGAAAGGUCUUAUGCAAGGCCAUGAAGAAUAAUAUAUUGGUGGGAGUAAUCCAUAAGAAUGCAUGUAACAGUGGUGUCUUGUCAUUAAUGACGCUGUGUUCAUAGCAGUUUGUGUGCAGAAUCUC
Suillus subaureus is the source of this 660-nucleotide messenger RNA. RefSeq lists its product as uncharacterized. The transcript is spliced from 3 exons. The coding region runs from base 55 to 432 and encodes 125 amino acids. Lineage: Eukaryota; Fungi; Basidiomycota; Agaricomycetes; Boletales; Suillaceae. The record is from RefSeq and is a predicted model, not a curated record.